AUAUUUUCAUAUGUCAAAAAACAAAAAAUUCAGCAAUCUCUGUUUAAUUUAAUUUAAAGAGCACCGCAGUAGAAAAAAGUUAAAUUUUCAAAUUUCAUCUGGUGUUUCUAACCUAACCUAUAUUUGGGCAGUACCGCAGAAAGUACCAACAAAAGUUUCGUGCGCGGGUUUCGCGUUUGAAAUAACAGUCAGGAACUGUCAGGGUGAAUUAACAUUUGCGGUUCUUGUUGCCAUGAUCAGGAGGGAGGAUCUGCAACGGAAGAUAUUUUAUUCGGACAAGUACAGUGAUGACGAGUAUGAGUACAGACACGUAAUAUUGCCUAAGGAGAUGGUGAAGUUGGUGCCGAAGUCGCAUCUGAUGUCCGAGGAUGAGUGGCGGGGAAUUGGGGUGCAACAAAGUAGAGGAUGGGUUCACUACAUGAUCCACUCGCCUGAGCCCCACAUACUUUUAUUCAAGAGACGUAUCACGGACGCAGAAAAUGGAAACCAGUAGAUUGUAGUUAUUUUAAUAUUCAUUUAAAUAUAUUUGUAUAUUUUUUUA
Messenger RNA from Aethina tumida (small hive beetle), 541 nucleotides. RefSeq names its product cyclin-dependent kinases regulatory subunit-like. The record is from RefSeq and is a predicted model, not a curated record. Gene Ontology annotation, cellular component: cyclin-dependent protein kinase holoenzyme complex; SCF ubiquitin ligase complex. Gene Ontology annotation, biological process: regulation of mitotic cell cycle. Lineage: Eukaryota; Metazoa; Arthropoda; Insecta; Coleoptera; Nitidulidae. Gene Ontology annotation, molecular function: histone binding; ubiquitin binding; protein kinase binding. Bases 233 to 493 code for a protein of 86 amino acids. The transcript has a single exon.